CUUGGCAGCUCUGCUUAUUCACUAAUUAACUACAACCACAAGUAAUUAUUAACUACAACCACAGACUUUUGACACACAUUUUUUUUUAUUUUUUCUUUGCAGCCACAGCUGAUGUUUAUAGAAAUGAGGGUAAUGAGGCCUUCAAGAAAGGAGAUUUCAUCAAUGCUAUUCAUUUUUACACCAAAGGAAUUAAAAUGAACUGCAAUGAGAAAGAACUGAAGGCCAAACUGCACAACAACAGGGCUAUUGCACAUUCUAAACUUGGUAAGAUGAUGAGAGCUUUAAUAUGCAUUUUUUUUUUCUUUUUUGAAGCUAUUGAGUUGUCAGUAGUAGUUUUCUGAAAAAGGUGAUAAUUUUGAAUGCAUGCCCGGGAAAAUUUAGAUCUUAUCUUGGCCUCUCAAAUAUACAAAGAAGUAGCCUCUUACCCCAGAUAUCAAUGAGCAUCACAAGUUUUUCCCAAAAUUAUAGUAAUGGUAGUUGGUUUGCAACAUGUAUGGCUAAUCAGAGAUAUUUAUUUCAAUAACAGGAAAUCACCAGGAUUCACUAAGGGAUGCAGAAGCAGCCAUUGAGUUAAAUCCAACUUUCCUUAAGGCAAUUGUGAGAGGUUAGAUAUGUUAGCUGUGCUGUAAUAAUAAUAACAAAAGAACUCAACACUCUAAGGUUAAAUGAGGUUAAAUGGAGUUCAAUCUUGUCUCAAUUGACUUUAAUUAAGAGGUCGAGACCACCCUGAUGUACAUUUGAAUCCAGCUCUUGACUGCUAUGCCAUUACUUUCCAUUAAUCAUGAUAAGAAUAUUAUUUUGAACGGGAUGAAGAACUCAAUGUGGAAUGCAAAGUAAAAUUUCAGCAUGAAUAUUUUAGUUCCUUAAGUCCAAUGAGUCACAGGUGUCAUGCAGAUAUGUUAAGAGCGUGUCCACGAGAGCACCGGGCAGUCGUGCUACAAGCCAUCUCACCGAUUUCAGUGAAACUUUGGCAGUUUAAAGGGUCUACCCCAAAACUCAAAGAGACAAACUGGUUUCUGUUUUGGUUCUUCCGGGGGGAGAUAGACCACGCCCGGUUUUUCUUGGUUUUCACCAAGGAAAUCGCUUCAAAUAGGUAAAAUGUAUGAAGCUCUCACGGCGAUGGUUUAUAACCGAUUACUUUGAGGAUUUGCACACAUAUUUUUACAUCCUUAAUUAAUGUCUGCUGCGAGUAUCAGUCAGUUUGAUUGACGGCUUGUCAAUCAAAGGGGCAAAUAUACGACUUUGGUUUUAGACUUUUCGAUUCAUCCAAAUAUUUGACAACUUUGAGGUCAAAUAUCUCCCGAUGCCAGAAAGCUACAACACUAAUCCUAAUUCCCUUUAUUAACCCAUCAUUUCAUCUCUGAAAAUCAUCAAAAAAUAUUUGCGCACUACCGUAUUUUUGUCUUGGAUGCCUUUUAAAAUCUGCGACUGUGACAAGUUUCUCUCAACUACACCUGUCACGAAAUUCUUGCUCUAGGCGGUCACUUGACAAAAUAAACGUACAUUUUUAGCUCUUUAUACAAGAUGAUUGAUCAAGAAAGGUGAAAAAUGUGAAAAACUUUCGAGAUUUUUUGUAGGAAUGGAAAAUUUCACGUUUAGAGAGAUGCAUGUAAACGAAAAAUCAAUGGGAAAAUCGUAGCGUUUCUUUCUUCAGUCGUUUAUUACUUUGAAGAUUUGCUAAAAUCAGCAGAUAUGGCUUUUGUACGGCACAAAACAUUCAUUAGUCUAUAAUAUGAUUGUUAAUCAUCAUCAUUGCUCAUUUUAGGAGAUUUCAAAGUCAUGCUGCGUGUUGGUUGAUAUUACUACAUGUUCCAGUGUGCUACAACUUCGGCUUUUACAGACAAGGAAUUCUGCGCUCUCGCUCGAGAGCAAAUAUCAAUAGUUCUAUUGGACUAAAACUGCCUUUAUCCCGAAAAAUAAAAUUAAAAUAGUGUUGUCGUUGUCACUUACCGCCAUCGAACAUUUCCAUGCAGAACUCCGCUAAGCUAACAUCUGUUGUGUGACCCGAAGACUCUUAUUAGGAAUUAUUCAAGCGCGUUGUUCGUACUGUCUGCUAGAUAACAAAUUCAGAAUAAUCUGCAGAUUUCUAUGAUUAUUUGCCUGCUUGGAUCGUAAAAUAUCUGCAGAUUUUUUCAAGCAUUCUAAUUUACUACACAUAAAUCUACAUCUCUCUAGAUCGAGUGUUGCCGGCGUUUAAUUGCGUGACUUGUAAAAUUUUUAAAUAAGAAUCCGAGCCAGCGGUAAUUUGACGAGUAGCCUCCCUGCAAAUUUUUCCUUGACGAAAUCCCAAGACAUAGCCAGUUGUUUUCGUGAGCAAAGACAAUAGAUAUGAGAGAAAAGUGAGAUUCAAAAAUGUCCUCUUUUUUUUUUUUUUUUUAGCUUAAUAGCAGCUUUACCCUCUCCUGCAGUCUUCGUCUAAAUUUUGCAAGGUCUCUCCUUAUUUUCUGCCUUGUUCGGUCAGUUUCGAAUUCUGAAGCUAGAUCAUUGGCAUCGGCCUUAUUCAUAGAGGGGAACCUCAUCAAUAAACCAAUUUUUGUUACGGCAGAUAACCGGCUGAAGUAUCCAGCGAUUUGCUGCUGUAUCAACCGGUUAGUCUUAGACAACAUUUCUGGCUGGUGUCGUCUCUUAAACUCGAUAUUUGGGAAAUCACAUUAGCGGCGGUUGCCUCACUAGUUUCCUCCCUUGUCCAGCACACGUCUAGGAGAUAAUUCUCUGCUUUCUGAGAAAAGGUGGCUGUUUUUUGUGUUUUCCAAAGAGCCCAUCGAAAGUCCUCUUGGCUAUUUAGGGAUUGUUCGUCAGAAUUUUUACCUGAGGUCCGACCUGGAAUGUAGCCAUCCCCUAUAGAAUGGCAAGCCGGUCUUAGUCCAUUUCCUCUUGAUCUUAUCCUAGGCGGAAUUUUUUUUGUCGGCCUCACUGUGUUUUUCUUUGUCAGGGUACAUUUGGAUGGCAGCCAAUGACUGAAACGUCUUGAUACAUCCUUCUUUUAGCAAGAAUAUCUCGCUUUCUUGUUCCGUCUAUGACGGAUUGGGUAUAGCUCUCGCGAUGACCCGCGUUCAGAAAUCUGUGCACGUUGCUGAUAAGUACCCGCUUCUAAGAUUAGUUUGCUGAAGGUUUCUAAUGUGACGAGCCAAGUGAGACCCUGAGGUGCUUCAAACUGUGCCUCUUGAUCUGCGCUAUAAACUUGUCGCAGUUUUUAAGUCAGAGGGAGGAUCGUCCACCUCUAUCUAUGUGAGCGACUCUACAGUACCUGCGUAUCCCUAACAGUCAUAUGAUAUAAAGUUCAUCUCAGUCACAAAUCACCAGUUAGGAAAACUGAUGUUCAGAUAAGCGCUCUUCUUGCCCUUUUUCCUUAUUCAUUGCCGACUCUAAGAUAGCAGCUACAGUGCGCGUUCUAUUUAGGUUUACAGUCACCUUGCCGCCACCAGGAAGACUCGCCACCAGCUUUGAUUUCUUCUGCCAUUUGAGAUUCAUCUCUCUCUCACUUUAUGUCUCCGAUUUUUAUGAGGAGGAUACUGGCAUUUACGAACCCGAAGGUCUGAAUCUCACACCAAGUUGUGCACGAUAUUUGAGGUACAUCGUGGAAUCGCGGCCUUCGUAAUCUCCAAUUAAGCCAAUACGCGCUAGAAUAAGCUCCAUCUCGGACGAAAUGCAUGUUUGGGAUAGAUCGACGUCUCUCAAAUGUUUUUUUUUUUUAAGAGUUUAGAGACGUUUCAGAGAUGUCUAUCUUUGAUCGGCUGUCACAAAAAAAUGAAGCCCACUUAAAUUUACUAGGAAAAAUGAACUUGCCAACUCCUUGUUGAAAAAAAUUGGAAUUCGUUUGACCGAUACGCCGGUUGUUUCAAUUUUGCUUUUUCCUCGGGCUGCUAUAAAACAGUUCUGUAAAAUAAUUUUCCAAAGAAUAAACGUGGCGAGCGUGAGGAAACGCACAUUUUUUUCAUCAUUGUGAUCAAAGCCCAAUGAUGUACCUAAAUUGGUACUAACGGUAUCAAACCAUUGAUUAUUACAGGGUGAGCUUAGUUUUUCUGUCGAGGUCGACGUGACUUCACAUUAAAAGCAUUUUUGACGGAACAAACUAGUGAGCAUCACUGCACGAACUAAGAAAGUAAAAACUUGUAUUUAUCUCCCACGCGUUUCGUCUGACAAUAGUAGACUUCAUCAAGAAUUUUUUCAAGUAGGGUAAAUAAGCUUGUUCAUAUACAAAUAGUAAAUAAGUUUUCUCUUUGCUAUUGAAGCCAGUGGAUAGAAUUCGCCAGGUGAGCCAACGGUGUUAUACAUGCGUGAUAUUUUCCGGAAGUUACACGUACGAGUACGUGAUCUGUUUGAGAGUCACAGAUUUAGUUUAAAUAUUUCACUCCUCAACAUCACCCAAUGUCUCUAAUUUACAGAGGUCUUAGAACGUUUCAUUAUAUGGAAUUGCCUUCUGCGGGUAGAAGACUACAAGCGAAUUUCUCAGGCGUAAUUGCCUUUGAUUUCUCAAUUGAUGUUGUCGCAAACACAGUUUUUGGGAGUCACGAGAAAAAAAACUUAUCAGGACCUAGUUUCAUGUUCUAAUGGAAAUAAAUAGCAAAUAAAAAAACACAUUUUCUUGAGAAAUAAAGUCACAAAUGACGGGGUUCUCUGAAACAAAUAGUGAUAGAAAAGGAUUUCAGUUCUGGUCAAUAUUGACUUUUCAUGGCCUACUUCCAAAUCUGAGGGAACGUGCUGAGGGAAUAAAAAAACAUAAAUGUGUGAUAAUGCAAGCAAGAGAAUGAAAAUACAAAUAAAGAAAAAGGAGAAAACAUAGGAACCCGUGUUGCAGCGUGCAGAUAUCUUUUGAACUAGACCUACACAUAAGCCCGACACCAGCCAGAGAAACUCGAAAGAGUCCUGUAUAUAAACUAGCUCGCACGUGCACGCAGGAAAGGCCAUGACAAUUAGCGAAAAUAAUAGCAAAUGCAGAUGAUAUUUGCAGUCAAAAACAGGAAAAUAAGAUAACAGAAGGAUUAGGAACUUUCUAGAAGUGCCUUCUUGAAAAAAAAAAAAGAUGAACAAUUUUUACUUCUAAUAAAAGGUCACGCAGUGACCCUACGAAUACUAUUCCUAUACGUGGAAUUCCUUGAUGGUGGAAAGUGGAAAAAACAUUUUCCAGUCUUAUUUUCUGGAAACAUGGCGUAGUUGAUGAAUUCAUGGGGCUAUUGAUGUUUCCUAACAAAUAAAGGGGGCAGAGUUUCCCGUCAUUCGCGGUAUGGAAAAGCCGAAGUUGUUACACUCGGGAACUUGUACGUCAACAAGCAGGCGACAUGUGACUUUAAAAUCUCCUCUCCUGUUACAGUUUCCUUAUUGUAAACUGUGCGAUAAUGAUAAUAGACGAUCAAAGUAUAGGCUAUUGAAUGUUUUGUUCUGUACAAGAGCCCUAUGUCCUGAUUUUAGCAAAUCUUCAAAGUAAUAAACGACUGAAGAAAGAAACGCUUCGAUUUUCCCAUUGAUCUUCCGUCAACAUGCAUCUCUCUAAACGUGAAAUUUUCCAUUCCUACAAAAAAUCUCGAAAGUUUUUCACAGUUUUCACCUUUCUUGACCAAUCAACUUGUAUAAAGAGCUAAAAAAUGUAGGUUUAUUUUGUCAAGUGACCGCCUAGAGCAGGAAUUGCGUGACAAAUGUAGUUGAGAGAAACUUGUCACAGUCGCAGAUUUUAAAAGGCAUCCAAGACAAAAAUACGGUAGUGCCUAAAGAUUUUUUUGAUGAUUUCCAGAGAUGAAAUGAUGGGUUAUAAAGGGUAAUUAAGAUUAGUGUUGUAACUUUCCGGCAACGGGAGAUAUUUGACCUCAAAGUUGUAAAAUAUUUAGAUGAAUCGAAAAGUCUAAAACCAAAGUCGUAUAUUUGCCUCUGUUGAUUGACAAGCCGUCAAUCAAACGGACUGAUACUCGCGGCGGCCAUUAACUAAGGAUGUAAAAAUAUGUGUGCAAAUCCUCAAAGUAAUCGGUUAAAUACCAUCGCAGUGAAAGCUUCAUACAUUUUACCUAUUUGAAGCGAUUUCCAUGGUGAAAACCAAGAAAAACCGGGGGGUGGUCUAUCUCCAUCCGGAAAAACCCAAAACAGAAACCAGUCUGUUUUUUUGAGUUUUGGGGUAGACCCUUUAAACUGAUAAACUUUCAUUGAAAUCGGUGAGAUGGCAUGUAGCACGACUGCCCGGUGCUCUCGUGGACACGCUCUUAAGUCACUAUCUAGCUGUUUUAAAAAGAAGGAUCAGGACUUGCCUAACGAAGGACUAACGCUCGAAACGUCAGCUUUUUUACCCUUUACGACUAAAUUACGUUUUCAACCCAGUUGUUAACACUAAAUUACCUGCUGAAACCUAAUAGGGCCUGUUUAUUCUUUUCCGUUUAGUUUUUUUGUAUUGUUUUGUUGUGUCUUUUUUUUUCUUCUGGUCUGUAAUGAUUUCAAUAGUUUCAGGUUCUUUUCUCAGAAUUGAGCUACAGUAAUAGUAUGCUUCUUUGUGUUGUUGCCUACAGGAGCCGCUGCUUGUGUUAAAUUGAAGAGAUUUGAAGAAGCAAUCCCUUGGUGUGAUAAGGGACUAGCUGUAUCCUUUGAAGGAAUCUUUCAUUUUUAACCGUGGGUAUAAUGGAAAAAGUUUCCAUAAUUUGAUGUUUCAAGGGAGAAAAUACAAAGAUAUUAAUUAUGAUGGGAACUUGUCAGCUCAUAUACUUUAAGUGUGUGCGAUUAAAAACAUAGGAGAAGUUAUUACCUCAUGACUUAUUAAUGAAAUUACUCCUUUUAGCCAAUUUGACUUAGUUCUACUAUCCAUGCCAAUAACUGGUACAUUAUUUUAAACAACCCUUUAAUUUCCCAGACCAAAUUUGUAAUUAUCCUUACUGUCGACCAUACAAUUCUUGUAAUGUUAGUAAAGAGAACUCAGUAUUGCAUCAACUAACUAUUUUCAAAUUGAUAUAUUUUUUUUACUCUCAACACUUAUCUGAUUGAUAUUGUAUUGCUAUUGUAAGGAGAAAUUAUCUUUUUGUCACUCACGGGAGUUAAAGGGUUAGAAGACUAAUAUUCAUCCAGUUUAUACAUGGUACUUGGGUAGAUGAUCUCUCGCUCUAAAACAAGCCAGAACAAAAAGCUCGGUAAUGUUUACAUAUCUUAUGCAGAUUUUCUUGCCUUCGACCUUUUUCCACUACUUAGAGACUCGGAAACUUUCGUCCUGCUUUCCUAUGGACAAAUAAAAAUUUUAAAGACAUGUAUUUGUGUUGUAGACUCAUUUCUUCCACUGCUGUAAAACAUUCGUCUGAUGUUAAAGCUAUAUUAAUUUAAAAAUUGAGCAAGUGCUGCUCAGUUUUUGGAAACUAGGGAUUAAAUCUAGAUAUUUCGCGUUAAAUUUUGAGGCUGCACACAGAAAAAAACAUUUUUGAAGAGUAGAUUUACUUCAUAACUGACUUUAGGACUAAAUGUUGAUAAAUCAUCCACCUUUCAUGCAAAGCCCUCCUAAUGGGCCAUUUUAUAGUUGUGUACUUAGCUGCCAAGCCUUUGAUUUGGAGUAAGGCUGAAGGUGACCUUGUUGUGAUAGUGACCAGUAUCUAGAAACGAUAAUAACAAAGUAGUUUGCAUUUAAAAGCAGCAAUGUUUUUAUCAUAACAAGGUCACCCUUAAUCAUGGCUCUUGUUCAGAGGUUUGGGAACCAAGCACGCAAAUGUUAAAAUGGACUAUUACAUAUCAAUAUGAUCAGAAACAUAAUCUUUUUUGUUUUUUCCAUAUUUUUAACCCUUAACAUAAAAAAGAUCAACAAAAACAAUAGGAUCUUGUUGUCAUUAAGACUUCAGUCUGUCAGUGAAGUGGGAGAUAACUCCAUGGAGGAAAAAGAUCCUAUUAGUCAUGACCCGGGUAGUGCAAGUUCAGGUGAUGUCUGGAAAGUCAUAGAUCUCUAUAAUCAGGGAAAAGAAGCCAUAGAGUACCACAAUCUAUAUCUUAAAAAAGCUAAAGAAGUAGGAGACAAGCAUGGGGAGGGUUGUGCUUAUAGCAAUCUUGGCAAUGCUUAUUUUAGUCUGGGUGAUUUCAAAAAAGCCAUAGAGUACCACAACCUACAUCUUAAAAUAGCUAAAGAAGUAGGAGACAAGCAUGGGGAGGGUUGUGCGCAUGGCAAUCUUGGCAAUGCUUAUGACCGUCUGGGAGAUUUCAAAAAAGCCAUAGAGUACCACAACCUACAUCUUAAAAUAGCUAAAGAAGUAGGAGACAAGCAUGGAGAGGGUAACGCUUAUGGCAAUCUUGGCAAUGCUUAUCACCGUCUGGGUGAUUCCAAAAAAGCUAUAGAGUACCACAACCUACAUCUUAAAAUAGCUAAAGAAGUAGGAGACAAGCACGGGGAGGGUAUCGCUUAUGGCAAUCUUGGCAAUGCUUAUCACCGUCUGGGUAAUUUCAAAAAAACCAUUGAGUACCACAACCUACAUCUCAAAAUAGCUAAAGAAGUAGGAGACAAGCAUGGGGAGGGUAACGCUUAUGGCAGUCUUGGCAAUGCUUAUUUUAGUCUGGGUGAUUUCAAAAAAGCCAUAGAGUACCACAACCUACAUCUUGAAAUAGCUAAAGAAGUAGGAGACAAGCAUGGGGAGGGUUGUGUUUAUGGCAAUCUUGGCAUUGCUUAUCGCCGUCUUGCUGAUUUCAAAAAAGCCAUAGAGUACUACAAGCAACAUCUUAAAAUAGCUAAAGAAAUAGGAGACAAGCAUGGGAGGGAAACGCUUAUGGCAAUCUUGGCAAUGCUUAUUUUAGUCUGGGUAAUUUCAAAAAGCCAUAGAGUACCACAAGUUACGUCUUGA
Molecule: messenger RNA, 8780 nt
Organism: Pocillopora meandrina
Lineage: Eukaryota; Metazoa; Cnidaria; Anthozoa; Scleractinia; Pocilloporidae
Source: the annotation of a GenBank genome assembly